GCUUGCGGCUGCAGAGUGCAUGGUGAGAUGAGGCGGCUUACAAUAAUUUGGAGCCGCGGCCGGUGCUGAGUUUAGCCGGUUGCGGGAUUCUUUAAUUUCUGACAUCAGCCCUCCACAUGGAAGCCGUCCAGGCUGACAACACAUGGGGGCUAAGUGAGGUUAGUUGUAACCUUUUGCAUCUAGGACCAGUACAUAAAAAUACACGAGCAUACAGUUGGGGGAUCUGCACGGCACAAGAAGCUCAACAAAACUUUUGACUUGUUUAACCUGUUGGUGAACCGUCUUGCACGCUAGAGAUCCCACAUGCACAGAAUCUUCUCUGCUGUUACACACAAUGAUUAUUUCAUGCUGUAAUAAAUUGGCAAGCAUAAUGGAGCAGUGACUAGAUUAUCAUAUUUCACAGUGCAUUUCAUACAAAAACUGUAGACUUCUGGUGACUGAACCACUUGAGGGAGCCAAGACAACUUUUAAUUCUUUAGGUGUCCUGUGGAAGUGUGUGUAAUGGUAGCUGAAAGGGUCAGCAUAGAUUUGUGCUCAUUUAAGUAAGUCUGACUGUCUCUAAUAGAUUUUGUGAUUUUUGACCAGAAGACAAGUUGCCAUUAUGUACUUAUGGGAAUCAUUAUAAUCUGAUACAUUAUAAUCGUUUUUCGGUUCGUGGUUCUGCUCCUCAGAAUGUAAUGGAAAGUUUGAUGUAAGUUUGCUUAAGUAAACCAGUGCGCCCCCUCCCAAGUGAAACACAAUAUCUGAUUUACUGAAGGUCCGAGAGAAGCGUGCAACAGGACGUUAAACAGUUGCUUUACUGUAGACUGUAAGAAGACGUGGUGAAAAUAAACAUAUCCAGGGCUCCACAUGCACCAAACUCUGCGUGCAUUAUCUGUGAGCAGUGUCCCUUAAUUGUGAUCUGUGUCUGCAAACCGGGUGGGCCAUCUAGAUGGAGAGCAUUGACUAGUGAUGGUCCAAGCUAAGUGGUGCCAUUCUUAUCCCUAGCACAGGAGCUGGACAGCAGAAGAAAAUUCAAGGAAUAUGGAAAUCUCUGCGCGACAAUGAUAUUUAUUUCUAGGAUGCAUUUCUUCUGGAGUCUGAGGAUCCUCUAGAAGGGUUACCGACCAUCCCGAUUGUUACCCAAGUACUCAAAACAGCUUUCUAGUGUCUCAUUUUCUGGAAGGUCUUUCUUGCUACACGCCGGCAGUCCAUAAAUUGGUUCUGCUGUCAAAGAGACGUGGAACAGUUAUAACAGGGAUACCAGCCGUUACUGUUAGAUUCUUAAUUCUGCACUAAGAGUUGCAUGUUCAGCUAAAAGUAAAGAAUGCAGCAGCUUCCUUUUUGAGCUGAUGUGACCUUUUUUUGCUGAUGUGACCUUUUUUAAAGAUGCAUCCCUGAUGUCCUUUAAAGACCUGCACCUGAUUUGUGUGGUUUGAGCAGGAGAGAUAUGGGUGGGAUCAUUUUUGGGUGCCUGUGUAUUUAAGUGGAGGAUAUCGAUAAAGUUAGUGACCCCCUCCUCUCUGCUGCAGCAGGGAGGGAAAGCAGUGAGCCGAGGCGGCGGCGGCGACGUCGAGCGACGAUGGUGCACUCCGAGCUGCUGCUGCUCGUUGCCCUUGUCUGGGUCUGUGCGUGGACUGACGAUGCUGGCAAGCUCAUAUCCGAUCGUUAUGCUGUCUACUGGAAUAAAAGCAAUCCCAGAUUUCUCCGAGCAGACUACACAGUAGAUGUCAGUAUUAAUGACUACCUAGAUAUCUACUGCCCACACUAUGAGAACCCUCUCCCCCAGGACAGGAUGGAAAACUACAUCCUUUACAUGGUGAGCUAUGAAGGGUAUAUUGCCUGCGAUAAGCAAAAAGGCUUCAAACGGUGGGAGUGCAACCGACCUGACUCACCCAAUGGGCCACUCAAGUUUUCUGAAAAGUUUCAGCUUUUUACACCAUUCUCCCUUGGAUUUGAAUUCCGACCAGGACAUGAAUACUAUUACAUAUCAUUUCCACCCGCUGACAGACUUUGCCUAAAACUGAAGGUUUAUGUUCGUCCAACAAAUGACACCCUGUAUGAAUCUCCAGAACCCAUUUUCACAAGCAGCAACUGUGGUAACAGCCUUCAAAUGUCUUUGCUCUUCUUGGUUGUAACUUUGUUCUUGACUUUUCUCACAUCAUAGCAAUGGAAAAAAAAGAGCACUAGAACACUAUCAAUACCAACAUUUUAUAUUUCUCAGACCAAAAGGCACAGCCAAUGUGAGGAAAGCAAAGGACACAAAGAGAGAUGGUUUAAGAAGGGAACAAAAAAAAACAGAAACUGAUUUUAUGGGUCAUGAAGCCUGUGACCUAUUUUUUAUGAAGAUAAUUUGACUGUGUAACUAGCAGCAUACCAAGAGAGGAAAGAGUUAAAGACUUUGAGAAAAACAGUACAGCAAAAGGGAGACAGAGACAAUCAUUUUGUUGAUUAAAACUUCUUUUGAGUCUGGAAUUUUGCAUACAUUAUUAAGAGACCACAGACACAGUGAACAGUAAUGGGUAGAAGUGCUGCUGUUGCUACCAGGAAGGCAGCACUUCCAAAACAAGUAAAAAGAAUACUUAUUUAGUGGCAAUUGCCACUCAGGACAUCCAGAUGAAUGAAACAAUGUCACUAUUGUACAUUUUUUAACUGUGUUGUUCAAUGCUUUAUCUUUUGCUGUUUUAGGUCAGACAACUCUGGAAUUUGUUUUGUCUUGUUUGGUAUGUUAUGUUGUUAUGCCACUGAUGGACUAACCCACAGGAUGUGGUACUCUGGAUUGAUGAGAAGAAUAGGACAAACUGAGGAGAAGAGCCCACGUAAUGGUAUCACAUCCUGCAGCCGGUGCCAUCUCAGUAUGUGUCUGUCUGCCCUACUUCGCUUCUGCACAGGACUCAGCUGAUAACUACAGCCUAUUUAUUGGAACACAAGACUCAGUUAUAAUGCAAGGUCAUUCACAACCCUCAAAGCACACACCUUGACCUUGUUAUGACUAUUUCUGAGAUAUUGUCUCUCUUAUACUUUUAUUCCAUGUCUGGAUUAAGGAAAGUUACACCAGGGCCAGUCAUUGUCACACCAGCACCCCUAAGUGUAUGCUUAAGUUGCAGAUACUGGACUGGUACUUCUAUCCUGCUUUUUCCCAAAUAGCUUGACACUGAAAUGUAUAAUUUGCAGGCAAGAUGAAUCAUCACCAGGAGAUAUCUGACCUCUGACCUAUGGACCUUAUUCAAGCCUUUUUCAGGUGGACUGCAAUAUGUGAAUAAUACAGAUACAACACACUAUAUUCAGUGUUAAGAAUCAAAACAGUUGAAACUGGGACAUCUGAACUUAACCUGACAUUCUUCAAGAUCUCAUUCUAUGAAAUAUAAUUAAACUGCAUGUUGAGUCAUGGGCUGUGGGAAACUGCACUCAGCUUUGUGUCAAAAGAGAGUCUAGUGCAGAGAGUUAAAAGCAUUUGCCAGUUAUUAAGAGAUAAGAAGCUACAACUUGGAGGCAGGCAGCUGGCAUUAGGAUAACAGCAUCAGUGGUCGCAUUUGCUUUGGUAUGAAAUUAGUGCCGUGAAUGGGUAUUGUUUUCUUAUGAAUUGGUUUCUGGCUAUCUUUACUGUGUUUUAAUUCAUUGGGUAAGACAAAAGCUGUUCCUGCUUUCAGUAUGUAUUUUUGUGGAGUGUAGAGGGUUAUGACAAGUUUCUUUGAUAUAGGGGUGGGACUCACCAGGUUAUGAUCUGACAUAUUUUGGAACUAUUCAGACAAAACAUAAACGUCCAUAGGGUUUUGGGGAAAAGCGAAAGUGUAGAGCUAACAAUUCCCUUUACUUCAUUCUGGAAGAAAGGUGUCUAUGUCUGCAGACUCGUAAUUCAGUUCUUACAGACAUAUGCAUCAUUAUGCUUUAUACACAGAUUGAAGGUAGUGGAAUGCAUAACAUUGGCUCAUGCACAUUUGCCAGUUACUACAUAAUUAUUGAUUACCAUUUAAGAAUGGAUUAGAAGGUCACCUGUAGAUUAAAAGUCUAUUGGGAUAUAACUGAAGGUGGCAGGUGCGUGAAUAUGUAUGUCUGUGUGCCUAAGUAUGAGAAAACACUAGUAUGCACAUAUAUAUGUGUGUGUGUGUGUGUGUGUGUAUGUGUGUGGGGAGUUGUUUGGGUGUGCAUGUGAGAUCAAACACUUGUCUGCAUAUACACAUAUGUACGCAUAUGUGCAUGUGAGAUCAUACACGUGUGUGUGUGUUCACAGUCAUUUGUGGUUUAUGUUUGUGUGUAUGCGUGUGUGUAUGCCUGCACAUAAGUACUGGUAAUAAGUAGGGUUGGGAAGCACUGUAAAACUUUUUUUGCAUGGGGUUGUAAAAUACAGCUUAGCAAACACCAGCACCAUAUAUAAUGUGUACAUAAAAAGCAAAGUGGUUUUGUUUUUAAUUAAUUCUCAUCAUAAAUCAAUGAUGGUCUUGCUUCAAAGUAGAGGAGGAACCAGCUGAGCUGGUGACUUAACUGGGAUACUUAGCAUGUGAGGGACAAUGUCUAUUCCCUUUAAAAUUCUUCUACAAACAGCAUUCUAAUGGAAAUGUAAACAUCAAUCCAUCCAAAAAAAUCACCAUUUACAUUUUUUAAAGAUCUUUGUUGUGUAAGUAUCACUGGGGCAGCUCCUAGCCACUCACAGGCUGGGUGGUAACAACAGAAAUAAGCUGCUUGGCAUGCCUCACCUUUCAUGUGUUUUGUCUUCGACUUUCUUGUUUAUUUUGCCAAAUAAGGUUCUUGGCUCAUCAUUCAAAAUGCAACUUAGCUUUACUCUUAGGUAUACAGCUGUUUUGUUUUAGACACUGUGGCUUGUGGUAACUGAUGACAACAUACUUUGGAUUCUGUAUUUUUUUAUAAUAAAAAUAAAAAGAUACAAUCUUUUGUAA
Molecule: messenger RNA, 4874 nt
Organism: Protopterus annectens (West African lungfish)
Lineage: Eukaryota; Metazoa; Chordata; Ceratodontiformes; Protopteridae
Gene: EFNA2
Product: ephrin A2
Exons: 4
Coding region: 1562-2146 (194 amino acids)
Biological process (GO): ephrin receptor signaling pathway; osteoclast differentiation; axon guidance
Cellular component (GO): plasma membrane
Molecular function (GO): ephrin receptor binding
Source: RefSeq, a predicted model, not a curated record